Molecule: messenger RNA, 1068 nt
Organism: Lecanosticta acicola
Lineage: Eukaryota; Fungi; Ascomycota; Dothideomycetes; Mycosphaerellales; Mycosphaerellaceae
Source: the annotation of a GenBank genome assembly
AUGAGCCAGCGCGCGCUCGCUCUUCCAAUACGGACACUGUCCUCCCCACACCGAUUGCCCUCUCAAUGGAUAUGUCAGCGAUGUCUAUCGACUCAGACGGACACGCCGACCUCGCCUGUCUCGCCAGCAGAACAGGGUGUCACCGCUCCGAGCACAUACGACCCAACGCUGCCAUUCUCUCAGCGUGGUUACCCUUUAAACAAGACCGACUUCAAUCUGAAAAAGCCGUUGAAGCAAGCGAGAAUACCCGAAGCCCAUCUCCGUUACAGCACAUCUGAUCUCCUACAUCAGAAUGAAAAGGGACAAAGAGAGAAAGCGAUUCCUCACAAGAAAAUCGUGGGCGUUGUAGUCAGCGCCGGGAAGAUGCAAAGGACGGUCAGGGUGCGAGUGGCUGGCCAGAAAUGGAACAAGCGCAUUGGCAAGGUAAGGAUGUACUUUGUUAGAGCGUGGAACCUGGCCAAGCUCACAUGAACGCAGUAUUAUCGCAGCGAAGAGAACCAUCUUGUACACGACCCGAACUCGUCGCUGGUGCAAGGAGACGUGGUGGAGCUCCACCGAUUGCGCGUGGCUAAGACUGUAGGACAUGUGGUGGCAUCCAUCGUCUCUCCCUUCGGCGCACCCGUGGAAGCAAGACCACCGAUUCCAACACCGGACGAGAGGCUUGCAGCAUACAAAGCCAAGCGAUUCGACAAGCAGAAGAGGCGAGAACUGAGGGUAAAGGCUGCAGAAGGAGACGCGGAGGCGAUUCAGCAGCUGAAGGACAUGGCCUUAGAUCCUGGGUACGGCGCUGAGCCGGGCGUGGGAAAGAAGGACAAUGCGCAGGCAAAAGUUGGCAAGCAGCGGAAUCCUACCCCUGGUGCCAUUCUCGGCGAGAAGGGUCAGAAGCUGCCCGAAGGAGUGUUGCCGGGUGGCAAGCAUGCCACGGGCAAGAUCAAUGAACGUGCUCAGCAUAACAAGGGAAAGGCAGAGAGGUUCGAUCGGGCGGCUUGGGACAGGUUGGUGGAGGGGAAUGAACAGCAAGAAGAGUUGGACAGCCAGAACCUCAACUCGGGCGCUGUGUUGAAGUGA